Molecule: messenger RNA, 1094 nt
Organism: Leguminivora glycinivorella
Lineage: Eukaryota; Metazoa; Arthropoda; Insecta; Lepidoptera; Tortricidae
Product: coenzyme Q-binding protein COQ10 homolog A, mitochondrial
Exons: 3
Coding region: 151-777 (208 amino acids)
Biological process (GO): cellular respiration; ubiquinone biosynthetic process
Cellular component (GO): mitochondrion
Molecular function (GO): ubiquinone binding
Source: RefSeq, a predicted model, not a curated record
CUGCCAGGCUGUUUGCUGAAAUCUUUUUAGUCGAAACCAUUGGUGGUCGUCUGGAUUAGGGAAAAAAUCCCGCGCUUUGAAAUGGAAUUCUAGUGACAAUGUUUUACAGCUAUUUUAUAAUAGGCACGUACCUUCUAGUGGAGUUACAACAUGGUUAUAAUGAGAAUUUAUUGUUCUGCUGUAAGACUCCUGUCAAGAACAGAUUCAAAGUCAAGGUUUCAGGGUCAUUGCAGAAAUAGACUAGAUGUCAACACAUGGCAGCAACAACGUACGUUCUUCACCUUCCCUAAACAAAGCCGUAACCGCGAAUAUCGCGGGAGGCAGCUAGUAGGGUACACAAUGGAACAAAUGUAUGAAGUUGUUGCUGAUGUAGAGAAUUACCACAAAUUUGUACCUUGGUGCAAGCAGUCCCUAGUAAAACAAAAAUCUAGUAAUCGACUAGUAGGUGAACUCAUUGUUGGAUUCCCUCCUAUAAACGAAAGCUACACAUCCAUUGUGACCCUAGUCAAACCUCAUUUAGUAAAAGCGGAGUGUACAGAUGGCAGACUAUUUGAACACCUCAUCACUGUCUGGAGAUUCAGCCCUGGGCUCAAAAAAGAACAACAAUCCUGUGUAGUGGACUUCCACAUAGAUUUUGAAUUCCGUUCAGUAUUCCAUUCCCAAAUAUCCAAUUUAUUCUUUGACCAAGUUGCCAAAAAAAUGGAAGGGGCAUUCAUUGCUGAAGUUGGUAAUAGGUUCGGUACAGCAACCAUGCCACCAAGAAAUUUACUAAUAUGAAAUUAAUACUAUCAGUCUCAAGAGUAUUCUUCUAUUCUUCUAUUUGUGAUCUGAGGCCCAUUUCUCAAAAGUGAAAGUUAAAAGUGGAAGUCUUCCAACUUGUCAUAUUAGACAUUGACUACCGCUUGUAAAUUGUAACUUGUAGCUUCGAGAAAUGGGCCCCUGGAAAACAUUCUCCAGACAGAAUAUGCACUAAAAAUUAUACAAGAUUUGACAAUUUUUGUUACCUAUGUGUAAGUGAUAUUAAUAUAUUUUCCUGAAAAAAAUUAUUUAUUGUAACAUAAUCGAAGCCGAGCUUCUGUAAUCUAGAAGGAAAU